Closterium sp. Naga37s-1 is the source of this 2637-nucleotide messenger RNA. The record is from the annotation of a GenBank genome assembly. NCBI's taxonomy places the organism in Eukaryota, Viridiplantae, Streptophyta, Zygnematophyceae, Desmidiales, Closteriaceae.
AUGGGAGGCGUAGGGGGUAGAGGGUGCGGAAUGGGAGGUGCAGGAGCAGCAGGAAUGGCAGGUAGGGGUGAUGCAGAUGAUUAUGGUGGGGAUGGGCGGGUGGGUGGAGGGGCAUUAGGAGGAGGCAUGGGAGGUUCGGGCAUGGGAGGUUCGGGCAUGGGAGGUUCAGGCAUGGGAGGUUCAGGCAUGGGAGGUUCAGGCAUGGGAGGUUUGGGCAUGGGAGGUUCAGGCAUGGGAGGUUCAGGCAUGGGGAGUUCGGGCAUGGGAGCUGCGGGCAUGGGAAGUGCGGGCAUGGGAGGUGCGGGCAUGGGAGGUUCAGGCAUGGAAGGAGCGGGCAUGGGAGGUUCGGGCAUGGGAGCUGCGGGCAUGGAUGGUGGUCCGUUCCAGCGGAGUGGCUCGUUUGGGGAGAGUGGGGAUGCAGAUGUGAUGGAGGGCGGCAGGGUGGGGCGUGGGGUGGGGAGGAGCAGGUCGGGGAGAGUGAGGGGGCGACCAGCAUGGAGGGGUUGGAGGGGAUGGGAGCAAGAGAGGGUAUGGAAGCAGGGGACGGCAUUGGGGGUGGUGGGACUGGUGGGGUUGGCAGAGGUGGCAGGAGUGGGUUCAGGAUGGGUAGACGUGCAGGCGCCAACACUUCUCUAUAACUUGGUGUUUGGAGAGAGUCUAGUCAACGACGCCGUCUCCAUUGUGCUCUUCCGCACCUUGUGCCUCCUUCACACCUUGUCUUCCCUGUCCGUUCUUGCCUCGCCCGCACGUGGCAGACGUGCAGGCACCAAACGCUGCUCUACAACUUGUGUUCCGGAGAGAGCCUUGUCAACGACGCCGUCUCUAUCGUGCUCUUCCGCACCCUUCGCCUCCUUCACCAACCAGGAGUUCUCCAUGGCCAGCAUUGCCACUGCAAUAGAACUCAAAUUUGCAUCCUUCACCAACCAGGAGUUCUCUAUCGCCAGCAUCGCCACUGCCAUUGCGAGUUUCUCCAAGUUCGAGCUCUCUCUCGUGCUCGUCUCGGGCUACCUCUCCUACUCCGUUGCUGAGAUGCUCUCUCUAUCCGGCAUCAUGGCUCUCUUCUUCUGCGGCAUCUGCAAUGCACACUAUGGGGCAGAGGCAGCCAAGUUCGAGCUCUCUCUCGUGCUCGUCUCGGGCUACCUCUCCUACUCCGUUGCUGAGAUGCUAUCUCUAUCCGGCAUCAUGGCGCUCUUCUUCUGUACUACAACAUCCUCACACGCGUCCAAGAUCAGCAGCAAGUACGCGUUUGAAGCACUCUCCUUCAUGGCCGAGAUGUUUGUCUUUGCCUACCUGGCAUGCAGUAGAAUCUUUAGUGAAUCACUCUCCUUCAUGGCCGAGAUGUUUGUCUUUGCCGACCUGGACAUGCAGGUCUGCCAUUCCUCAUAUCAUGUGUAUCCUCAUCCAUACCUGCGCCAUGUCUCACACCAUCUCUCGCCCCGGCAGGUGGUGGUGAUGCAGCAUGUCAUCGACUGGGGUCUGCUGCUCUCCGCCAUUCCCCUCAUACCAUCUCUAUCCCCAUCCCUCUCCGCCAUUCCCCUCACACCAUCUCUAUCCCCAUCCCUCUCCGCCAUUCCUCUCAUACCAUCUCUAUCCCCAUCCCUCUCUGCCAUUCCUCUCAUACCAUCUCCAUCCCCAUCCUUCUCCGCCAUUCCUCUCAUACCAUCUCUAUCCCCAUCCCUCUCUGCCAUGUCUCACACCAUCUCUAUCCCCGUCCCUCUCUGCCAUGUCUCACACCAUCUCUAUCCCCGUCCCUCUCUGCCAUGUCUCACACCAUCUCUCGCCCUACCAGGUGGUGGUGAUGCAGCAUGUGAUCGACUGGGGUCUACUUCUCUCUGCCAUUCCUCUCUGCCUCCUUUCUCGAGCCUUCAACGUCUUCCCUCUCUCCUUCCUCUCCAACUGCACGCAGGCCAACAAGAUCCUCACCAACAUGAUUCUAAUGAUGUGCCUCAGCGGGCUAAGGGGCGCCAUUGCCUUUGCCCUCGCCCCUCAACAUGCCAUCGCUCUUCCCUGCCCCUAUGCCUCCCUGCGUUCCCAUAUCCUCCCAGGGCCAACAAGAUCCCCACCAACAUGAUUCUAAUGAUGUGGCUCAGCGGGCUGAGGGGCGCCAUUGCCUUCGCCCUCGCCCUCAACAUGCCGCAGCGCAACCCCGCCAUCAUCUCCACCACCCUCUUUGUCGUUGUCCUCACCACCGUCGUCAUGGGCGGCUCCACUUGUCCUCUUCUGCGCGCUCUGGGACUCUCCGCCGCCCACCCGCACACUCCCAAACAUGCACGCGCCUCUCUGGCUGGGAACUGGGUGGAACAGCUGCCAUCCGCGUUUGAAGACCAUGUGCUGGUGAAGUUUAGUGACCCCGAUGUGACUAUAGACGGCGAUCCUGUAGCAGAGCUCGACGUGAUCUGCUUCUCGGUCCGCCCGUCUGGGAUUUCGUCGCUAACCGAAUUCGGGGACCCGAUGAAUUUCCUGCUGACCGAGUGGGAUGAUAUCUGCCCGGAGCUUGCAGCUGGUGUGAGCGCAAGCAGCAAGGUUGGCAGCAGUGGUGGGGACACUAGCAAGGCUGGUGGUGCGGGCACUAGUAAGCCUCUGGCUCAGGAGGAGAAUGGCUCUCCUCAUCUUCCAGUCAGAAAAACGCCCCUUUAG